AUGAAUGAUACGCGAGAGAAAACUCUAGGCUCGGCGGUCAUAAAGUGCGUAACGACAGAGCAUGCAGAGUACGAUAUCAGCCUCGUGGCGCCACUUGUUGACGAAGCAGCCGUCAGGCGCCUCGGGAAACGUCACCCUGAAUAUUUACAAAUACGGAUGAUAUUUAACGGGUCGUUGACCCCCAUCUUCCGCACAUUUAGCAGAUCGUCGAGACGAGACGCCAAUGCAUAA
Molecule: messenger RNA, 231 nt
Organism: Leptosia nina
Lineage: Eukaryota; Metazoa; Arthropoda; Insecta; Lepidoptera; Pieridae
Source: the annotation of a GenBank genome assembly